AUGCCGCUACGGUUUCCUGAUUGGGAUCUAAACAAGAGUCUAUAUGGGGAAGUAGACUCACUCCCGCUCAUGGCUACACCUGGGCCAGUGUUGAUGAUUUUGGCACUCUAUUUGUUAUACGUUCUCAAAAUAGGACCAGCUCUCAUGACGAAACGAGAACCUUACAAAUUGACAACAGCUCUUUUACUGUACAAUGGCCUUCAGGUUGUAGGCUCAGUUUACUUAGUUCAAAUGAUACAAUUUGUGUGUAUAAUCAUACAUUACAUCAUAGCUGUACGCACCUCAGAUUGUCCACCAUCGAAGGGAGUCGCUACAUUCGUCGCAAGCAACACCGUUUUCUUCCUAAUACUUUUCCUCAAUUUCUACAGCCAAAGAUAUUUAAAGAAAUCUUUAGACCAGGAAAACAUCAGUGAUAAAUCAUACAAAAUGAAAUAG
Danaus chrysippus (African queen) is the source of this 435-nucleotide messenger RNA. The record is from the annotation of a GenBank genome assembly. NCBI's taxonomy places the organism in Eukaryota, Metazoa, Arthropoda, Insecta, Lepidoptera, Nymphalidae.